Messenger RNA from Thunnus maccoyii (southern bluefin tuna), 368 nucleotides. Its product is annotated as scavenger receptor cysteine-rich type 1 protein M160-like. The coding region runs from base 75 to 368 and encodes 97 amino acids. NCBI's taxonomy places the organism in Eukaryota, Metazoa, Chordata, Actinopteri, Scombriformes, Scombridae. Gene Ontology annotation, cellular component: membrane. The transcript has 4 exons. The record is from RefSeq and is a predicted model, not a curated record.
AAGCUGUUGGACUCACCUGCUCAGAGCCUGUCAGGUUGGUGGGAGGAGCCAGUCACUGUGCAGGUACACUGGAGAUGAAACUGGGAGAGUGGAGACCAGUGGGUGACUUUGACUGGAGCCCGAAGAUAGCAGCUGUGGCUUGUACAGAGUUAGACUGUGGCUCUGCUGUUUCAUCAGGAAUCAGAAAGGAGUCCUCAGACAGAUCUGUAUGGAGCAUCAAUCAUGACUGUGUUCAGUCUGGAUCUUCACUGAGGGACUGUGUAUCAUCAUCAGGUUCCUAUUCCUCCAGGAUAGAGCUCACCUGCUCAGACUCUGUCAGGCUGGUGGAUGGGACUAAACGGUGUUCAGGAUGCAGAGGUGGUCUGUAA